GUGCGCUGCACAUAAAUCCGUUUCGCACUUUGGUACUGAGUGAUUUUAUCAAACUUUACUUACAAGAAACGUAAAAUGUAGAGCUUUUUUCUGCAUUUCAAUUUGGGCUGAAACAGCUCGUUGUGGUUUUUACCUUUAUAUAUCACUCUGCUGUAAGCGAAAAAAAAUGCGGAUUUCAGAUUUUGUAAUCAUCGCUGUUCUGUGCACCGUGCAGCGGAAUGUACAGUCACUUUCACCAAUUCCCCCGGACGACAGAAUUGAUUGCGCACCAGGUAUAGCCGCGCCGACGGAGAAUCAAUGCUCACAGCACUGUGUUUUCGAUAAAGAAGCUGGGGAUAAUACGGGAGCGCCAUCGUGUUAUAUGCACCCAGACACUCACAGCUACCGCUAUGCUGGGAAAUCCCAAGCAGAUACUGCCGGCUGGACGGUGGUUGACACAAACCGGGAAACAGUCCGACUGGAGCUGCAAAGCAAUCUCUCUUUCACUACCGCCGGAGCUAUUCGUGCUCUGGAAAUUGAAUUUGAGCGAUACUCUACGCGGGUGAUGGGCUUCCGCAUAAGGGAUGCCGAUUCUAAAGGAUUCCAGGUUCCCAGAUCGAUUGUCAAACUGGCCAUUCCGCGUCGCCUAAACAAUCCUUUCUACCGUGUGGAAUAUGUGACCGACACUGCAAAACCAUUUAGCUUUCGAAUCGUGCGCCGGUCCACAAAUGUUACUCUAUUGGAUACAUCCCUUGGUGGUAUGGUCUUCGAAGAAAAGUUCAUUCAGUUUGUGACCAAACUGGCAUCGAAGUACGUCUACGGUCUGGGAGAAAACCAGCAGACAUCCUUCCGCCGAGAAUUCAACUGGAAAACAGUUCCGUUGUUCUCACGAAGAACGCCGGCUAAUUUUCAAGAAGAAGGCCACAAUUAUGCCGGUGUCCAUCCGUUUGUGAUGGUGGCUGAAAAAGAAGGCAACGCGCACGGAAUUUUCCUCCUGAAUAGUAACGCCAUGGAAUAUAAGCUACAACCGACACCGGCGCUGACCUUGCGAACAUUCGGUGGAGUCCUGGAGUUUUUGAUCUGCUUUGGAGCUACACCAAAUGAUGUCAUUAUCGAGUAUACGCAGACUAUUGGACGACCAGCUAUCCCACCAUACUGGGCAUUAGGUCUCCAUGAAUCCGCUAAAGUGGAAGAUAUGGAGAAGGUUGUUACCGCUGUGUCUCAGGCUGGCCUGCCCCUUGAUGCUCUGCACGUUUAUGCGAAACCAUCUGACCGAGAAUGGAGUGUGACAGUGUACAAAGAAGAUAUAAAAGCGCAGUAUCGUCGACUGAAGGCUGCUGGUGGUCACGCCCUUGUGGUUGUGCCACCACAUAUUCGGGUGGACUCUGAAGAUGAAGAAGUCCGAGCAGCUUAUCAAGAUGGCCUUUGGAGGGAUAUUUUUGUCAAAUGGCCAUCAUCAGUGCAGAACAGCUCAAACAAUUCUGAUAUUUCUCCAGGAUCUAUCGGUCCAGGUGGUGUCUUCUUAGGCAAGGAUAAAGCUGACCAGACAGUGGUCUUUCUGGAUUUCUUCAACCCACGCGCUGCCGAAUGGUGGGAUAAAUGGCUGACGUUAUUGCAUAGGAGUGUUCCCUGGGAUGGAUUCAGAUUAGGAGACAACCAGCCGUACUCCCAUGGCCCGAAUAUGUGCUCCCGAACCUGCCGGUUGGAGCUUCCGGAUGUAAAGCCAGCCGCAGUGCAGUUAACUGGUGGAGCUGGAAAUUCUAGCGGCUUGUUAUCGGAUGGAACACUCUGUAUGGGAACCGUGCACAACCUGAACAAUUCAUCUGUGUCGCACUACGAUGUCCACAACCUUUACGGCCUAACGCAAGCCAUCAUCACCAAAGCUGUCGCUGAAAGACUGACCAAAAGAAGAAGCAUUGUCUUCACUACUUCCAACUUCCCAACAAGUGGGACGGUUUCGGCCAUUUUUAUGACAUCCACGUUGGAGGGUUCAUUUGCUAAAGUCGUCCGCAACUCCAUAACAGCUGCAUUUAAUUUCAACAUGUUUGGCAUCACAGUCGCCGGAGCAAAUGUGGAAAGUGCUCCCAGCGAUGAGUCCCUUUGUCGGCGCUGGCAAGUGUUCUCUCUCUUCCACGUUCUGCCCAAAAGUGUGGCCUUCAAGUGCUUAAAAGAUGGAAAAGAGCCGUAUUCGUCGGUGAUCAGCGCCACCAAGAAAGCCCUUCAAGUGCGCUAUACGCUGUUGCCUUAUUUAUAUACGCUGUUCUUCCACGGUUGGAUGGAAGGUGAAGCCAUUAUGCGGCAUUUGAUCUAUGAGUAUAACUGGAAGAAUCACGAUCUGGGCAUGAUGGAUGUGGAUGAUCAGUUCUUCUGGGGAUCCGCGGUUAUGUUUGUGCCGCGAUUGGAUGAUAGUCCGAAGCGCAACGCUUAUAUUCCUUACGAUACGUUCUACUGCAUGAAGUCUGGCAAAAAAAUUGUUGGGAAUGGAAGCCGGCAAGAUUUGGACAUUCCAAUUGAUGAGAUCGGUGUUUAUCUGCGAGCUGGCUACAUUAUUCCGACCCAACCGCCGAAUGAUGCAAAAAACACAAAGGAACGGAGACGGCAGCCAUAUGGUCUCAUGGUCGCUUCUCAUAUCCAUACUGAUGGGUCAGUUUCGGCCAACGGUAACUUUUGGAUGGACGAUGGGGAAACCACAGACACCAUCGAAAAGCACGAUUACAUGUCAUGGUUCAUCUAUAAUCGUUGGAAAGAAGGCAAUCACAGCCGGGCGUUGUUGGAUUACGAUAUUGAACGUAAUGAACUGGGCCAUACGGAAGAUCUACACUUUGGUUUUAUUACUGUUUACGGAUACGAAGGAUGUGGUUCGCUGGAUGGUGUUAUUCUAAGACUGGACGGAACAAUAAUAACGGAGAAAACCGCCAAUACUGUGGACUGCGAUGCAAAAACAAAUAUUAUGAUGAUUAAGAUGAAUCUUCCUUUAAAUCGGAAUUUCAAGUUGGAGAUUAUACAUAAACUGAAUUAGGACAAUCUGCUCCUGGACCAAAACUAUAUAAUAAUUUCACUCCGCCACAUUGCAGGAAUUUUAAAGAUAUUUAGACUGUCGUUUGUCAGCUAUUCCAAAAACUGUAUGAGGGUGUUACGACAUGGCACCACAUUCUAGCUGCGGCUAACGAUUUUAUAAUAAAGCAGAAAGUUGCAUAACCGCCGUAACCUCCAACAAUUGUGUCAAUGUGCUGCUGCUUACAUAAGGCUUAGCGCAGCUUCUACUUACCCGAUCGCUUGGAUCAGAGUCUCCUGAACUACGCUUGCAUGGAUGCAUGUGCAGCACUUAUCGAAUGCAUAGCGCGCGGACAUCCAAAAACAAAUCUUAUGCCGUUAAAUUUGCAUUUCAUAUCUAAAGCGAAGCGACGCUUGUAACAUUUGCGAUUUAAUUCCGACAUAUCGUUAUUUGUAAGCUAGUAGUUUUUGCCACUUUCUGCUUCUUUCUGGCGGCUGCAGCGGUUAAGUGUUUCCAGUACUUACAGUAUUGUGUACUUACUACAAUUUCGCAAAAUCUUCGGUAGAAAAUGCC
This is a messenger RNA of Paramacrobiotus metropolitanus, 3547 nucleotides long. RefSeq names its product sucrase-isomaltase, intestinal-like. The coding region runs from base 167 to 2998 and encodes 943 amino acids. NCBI's taxonomy places the organism in Eukaryota, Metazoa, Tardigrada, Eutardigrada, Parachela, Macrobiotidae. Gene Ontology annotation, biological process: carbohydrate metabolic process. The record is from RefSeq and is a predicted model, not a curated record. Gene Ontology annotation, molecular function: carbohydrate binding; alpha-1,4-glucosidase activity. The transcript has 19 exons.